CGCUCACUCUGCAGCAGCAAACAAAGAGGGAGAUGGAAAAGUCCCUGUGCACGUUGGCUGCAGUAGUUUUUCUGGGUGGAUUUUUAGACGCAGCGCGUAGAAACGAUUCAACAGCCGAGAUCAGUUCAUUAUUGAACAACACGAGCGCAGCGGAGUCUGUCACUGCGCAGGCGCAGGAUCGCGCCACAGACCGACCGAGGACGAAGUCGUCCAGAGACAAACAGCUGGACACCAAAAACAUCAGCCGAGACAGUGAAGAAGAAAAGAAGAAGAAAGAAGAAGAAGAUGACAGCAAGACAGAAGAUACGAGAACACAGCUGGACUGCCCCCCUCUCGGCCUGGAGUCCCUGCGGGUCGACGACAACCAGAUCCGGGCUUCUUCCUACCAGCGCAUGGGUCUGGGUCCUCACAGGGGGAGGCUGAAUAUCCAGUCUGGCAUCGGGGACGGCGACCUGUACGACGGAGCCUGGUGUGCACAGUAUAAGGACCGGCACCAGUGGCUGGAGGUGGACGCCAUCCACCUCACCCUGUUCACCGGAGUCAUCCUGCAGGGCCGAAACUCCAUCUGGAGUUGGGACUGGGUCCACACCUACAAAGUCCAGCUGAGCAACGACUCUGUGAGCUGGGAGACCUGCAUGAAUGGGACAGAAGAAGCGAUAUUUGAAGGAAACCAGAAUCCAGAGACCCCGGUGCUCGGACUCCUUCCUGUUCCCACCGCCGCCCGCUUCCUCCGCAUCAACCCUCAGACCUGGUACGUCAACGGCACCGUGUGCCUCAGGGCCGAGAUACUCGGCUGUCGAGUCGACGGUCCAACAAACAGUUUCUACUCGGAGGAAGAACCGGGAUCAGAAGACGCUCUGGACUUCAGACAGCACAACUACAAAGAGAUGAGAAAGCUCAUGAAGGCUGUGACGGAGAAGUGUCCGGACAUCACCCGCAUCUACACUAUCGGGAAGAGCUACCUGGGCCUCAAACUCUACGUCAUGGAGAUCUCAGACAACCCCGGCAAACACGAACUAGGGGAGCCUGAGUUUCGCUACGUGGCCGGGAUGCACGGGAACGAGGCUCUGGGCCGAGAGCUCGUCCUCAACCUCAUGCAGUACUUGUGCAGAGAAUACAAGAAAGGCAACCAGCGCAUAGUUCGGCUGGUGACCGAGACUCGAAUCCACCUCCUGCCCUCCAUGAACCCUGAUGGAUACGAAGAGGCUUAUGAGAAGGGCUCUGAACUGGCCGGCUGGGCCGAAGGACGAUACAACUUUGAAGGAAUCGACCUGAAUCACAACUUUCCAGACCUGAACAACAUCAUGUGGGACACCCAAGAGAUGGCGGCAGAUAAAUCUAAAGUCCCCAACCACUACAUCCCCAUCCCAGAGUACUACACUCAGGAAGACGCCAUGGUUGCACCAGUGACGCGAGCCGUCAUCAACUGGAUGCAGGACAUCCCCUUCGUGCUCAGUGCAAACCUCCACGGGGGAGAACUGGUGGUCACGUACCCCUACGACUGCACCCGGGACUGGGCCCCUCAGGAGGACACCCCCACGGCGGACAACGCUUUCUUCCGCUGGCUGGCCACCGUCUACGCCUCGACUAACCUGGUGAUGUCCAACCCCAACCGCCGCAUCUGCCACUACGAGGACUUCCAGGCACACAACAACAUCAUCAACGGCGGAGCCUGGCACACCGUCCCCGGCAGUAUGAAUGACUUCAGUUACCUGCACAACAACUGUUUCGAGGUGACAGUGGAGUUGUCCUGUGACAAGUUCCCUCAUGUCAGUGAGCUUCCCAUCGAGUGGGAGAACAACAAGGAGUCCCUUCUGAUUUACAUGGAGCAGGUUCACAGAGGCAUCAAGGGUGUGGUCAGGGACAAGACGACCAAACAGGGAAUAGAAGAUGCUAUCGUCAGGGUGGAGGACCACGAACAUGACAUCCGAUCGGCUGCCGACGGGGACUACUGGCGUCUACUGAACCCGGGCGACUACAAAGUGAUGGUUUGGGCCCAGGGUUACUACCCGUCCAUGCGCCGGUGCCGCGUUGGAAGGGAGCCACAUGCCACCAUCUGUGACUUCGGCCUGACCAAAACGCCCACUCAGAGGCUGAAUGAGAUCCAGACCAAAGGAGGGAAGAUCCCCCAGGACCUGCAGCUGCGUCUUCGCGCUCUGAGGCUCCGCAUGCUUCGCGCCAGCACCAAGGUCCUCAACCAGCGCAGGGAGCGGCUGCAGCGAGCGAGGAGAGCCUGGUCCUCCGGAGGCCAGAGAGCAUUUAGCACGAGGCGCUGAAGAAGUCUCAGAGAUGAGCUGGGUUAUAGGUUCAGGAAGUUCAGUUUAAACGGAGAAUAGUCUCUGGGAAUAGUGAUGUGUUCCUACUAGAGAGCAUACCAUUAAAGGGUCAAUUCACCCAAUUCAAAUAGCCCCAGAUAUAUAAAUAUCUGCCCCUGAGAUGUUGUAUGUGCUCAUCACAACUUUAAUUAUUAAAGAAAAACACAGCAACGUAUUUGGGUGUAUUGACCCUUUAAGGCAGAUUAAACCACAAUCGUCACACAAACUCUUAAAGACAUUGACAGCAUAUUUAAAAAGCAGGUUUUAUACACAACAAACAACAAAAAAAGACACAAACUGAAUAACUUCUAAAAAAAAAGGUACAGAAACGUUUUGAAGGAUUAUGGACAUCUUCACAUGUAUAGACAGGCAUCAUUUAAUGUUAAAGUUAAAAUUCACUUGUGUUUUUGUUUGUUUUUUGUACAUGAAGUGUUUCAUUCAACAUCAUAGCUGAUGAUGCUGUGACAGUGUUUGUUGACGACUGAGUGCGAGUGUCAGCUGGUCUGAUGUGUGACAUCUUUUUUCUAACAGUGUGUCUGUUCUUGUUUGUUUGACUUAAGUCCAACAGGACCAAAAAAAUCUCAAAUAAAUAUUACUUAUUUGUCUUAAUCUAUAUUCUAGAGUCUAAAUCGGAAACAAGGGUGAAGAAUAGUAGAAGAAGCUGACGGAACAGAGGUUUCCAAGCCGGGGGGUUCGGACCCCUCAAUGGGUCAUAAAAUAAAAAUGAAGGGUGACAAGAUGAUUGACAUAAAGAAGAGGAAACAAGACAAAGUGCUAAUGCAGAUAUAAUCCAGUAUGUCUGCAUACAAACGGCCACCUCAUGGUUUGAUUUUGACCCGUUC
Molecule: messenger RNA, 3157 nt
Organism: Cyclopterus lumpus (lumpfish)
Lineage: Eukaryota; Metazoa; Chordata; Actinopteri; Perciformes; Cyclopteridae
Product: probable carboxypeptidase X1
Exons: 13
Coding region: 33-2276 (747 amino acids)
Biological process (GO): proteolysis
Molecular function (GO): zinc ion binding; metallocarboxypeptidase activity
Source: RefSeq, a predicted model, not a curated record